This is a messenger RNA of Megachile rotundata (alfalfa leafcutting bee), 2015 nucleotides long. It is a transcript of the gene Ids, whose product is annotated as iduronate 2-sulfatase. Lineage: Eukaryota; Metazoa; Arthropoda; Insecta; Hymenoptera; Megachilidae. Gene Ontology annotation, molecular function: iduronate-2-sulfatase activity. The record is from RefSeq and is a predicted model, not a curated record. Gene Ontology annotation, cellular component: cytoplasm.
AUUUAUUUUCCUAUAAUGGAAGAAUAUGAUUAUGUUGUAAUUUCAGAAGAGUUUCAUUUUGUUUCAUCUCAGUUGACUAACCUAUCGAAAAUGUUUUUUAUGUUAUAUUUCAUAAAUUUAUUAACUUGGUGUAUAGCACAAAGACAAAAUUUCCUUUUAAUAAUCGUUGACGAUUUAAGGACUACUUUAGGAUGCUAUGGUGAUUCAAAAGCUUAUACACCAAACAUUGAUCAGUUAGCAAAAAAGAGUGUCAUUUUUUCGCAAGCAUUUGCACAGCAAGCUCUAUGUGCACCAAGCAGAAAUUCAUUUUUAACAAGUAGAAGACCAGACACACUUCAACUGUAUGACUUUUACAGUUAUUGGAGAACAGAUAUUGGCAAUUUUACAACAUUGCCACAACAUCUCAAGAAUAAUGGAUAUAUUACCAAAUCAAUAGGAAAAGUUUUUCAUCCAGGUAUUAGUUCAAAUAAUUCUGAUGACAGUCCUUAUUCUUGGACAGAAACCCCCUUUCAUCCAUUCACAGAAAAAUAUAAAAAUGCUCCAGUAUGUCAAGCAAAUAUACAAAUACCACCUGCCCAAAAUCUUAUGUGUCCAGUUAAAGUUUCAUCAAUGCCAAAUAAAACAUUGCCAGAUAUAGAAAUAUUGAAUGAAGCUAAAAAUUUCAUAUUAAAUCAAGCUGGUAAUACUAAACCAUUUUUCUUGGCAGUUGGCUUUCAAAAACCACAUAUACCAUUUAAAUAUCCUAAAAAAUAUCUAAAGUACCAUCCAUUGCAUAAGUUUGAGGUACCUAAUCCAUAUAGAUGGCCAGAAAAUGUUAGUAGUGUAGCUUACAAUCCAUGGAAUGAUUUGAGAAAAAGAAGAGAUGUUGAAACUUUAAAUCUUAAAUUUCCAUGGGAAAAAAUACCAAAAAGUUUUGCUAAGUUGAUUAUUCAAUCCUACUAUGCUUCUGUAACUUAUAUUGAUAAUUUGAUUGGACAAUUAAUGAAUCAAUUGAAAUUUUCAUCCAUUGAACAUAAUACUACCAUAAUAUUAAUGUCAGAUCAUGGGUGGUCUCUAGGAGAACAUGCAAUUUGGGCAAAGUAUAGCAAUUAUGACGUCGCCCUCAGGGUACCUUUAAUAAUGUCAAUACCAGGACUUACAUUCAAAGAAAGUAAAGAAAAUAAUGCAGUUAAAAUUACAAAUCAAAUAAAUACAAUAAAAUAUUUAUUAAACCGUAGACAAAUUGACAAUGCUAAACUAACAAAUGGAUAUCCAAAAAAUAUAUUAUACAGCAUGAAAAAAUAUAUCGAGAGUCGAAAAAGAAUGUAUAUUUUGAAAACAUAUUUUGCAUAUUCAAGAGAGAUUACGCAAUUUUAUAAAAAACAGAUUUUUAACGUUACGAAUGCAACAAAUUUAUCAAAACAGUAUGAUACAUUCAAUCCAUCCAAGAAUCAGAUAAUUAUAAAUUCGUUAGUAGAACUAGUUGACAUAUUUCCAACCAUCGCAGAUUUAGCAAACUCUUCAAUACCUAUUUGUACAAAUAAUCCCCAUAUAGAAAUUGUCUGUAGUGAAGGUAUCACUCUUAUGCCACUUAUAAAAGCUGCUUUAAAACAGAAGCCGAUAUUAUGGAAGAAAGCAGUAUUUGGACAAUAUCCGAGACCAGGUAUUAAACCUUCCAUGCAUCCAAAUAGUGAUGAACCGCGUUUUAAAGAAAUUAAAGUGAUGGGAUAUACUCUAAGAACAAAUAGAUAUCGUUAUACAUCUUGGUUACAAUUUAAACCUGAAGCAAGAAUACCAGACUGGAAUCAUAGCAUUGCAGAAGAAUUGUAUGAUCACGAUGUAGACAAUAAUGAAAUUCAGAACUUAGCGGUUUUUGAAACAUAUGUUAAGGUAAAAGAGGAGUUGAGAAAUUUAUUGCAGCAUGGUUGGAGAAAUGCUUUACCAGGUACAUUUAUCAAAUAAUUUGCAGAAAUAUUUAGUAUAUAGUCUUACUAAGAAUGCAAAUUUAUUAAACAAAGAUUACUAUCAUUAUCUAA